This is a messenger RNA of Erigeron canadensis, 776 nucleotides long. RefSeq names its product protein DOUBLE-STRAND BREAK FORMATION. NCBI's taxonomy places the organism in Eukaryota, Viridiplantae, Streptophyta, Magnoliopsida, Asterales, Asteraceae. The coding region runs from base 1 to 723 and encodes 240 amino acids. The transcript is spliced from 5 exons. The record is from RefSeq and is a predicted model, not a curated record. Gene Ontology annotation, biological process: meiotic DNA double-strand break formation.
AUGAGUAGCAGCGAAACAAUCUCUCAACAAAUCUCUCUCUUUCGCUCACUAAUACAAUCCAGACGAUUCGAUGACGGAACUCUACGCAUUCUGGAAUCAGUUUUGAUCACCAGAGACGUGAAAUCGCUGCUCGAAUUGCGUCAAAUUCUGCGAGAUUUCAUCAGACGUGAAUCUGUAUCUGUCAUUCGUAAUCUCACUAACAGCUCCGUUGAUCACAAGCUUAUAAUCCUUGAUUUUUUCGUUCGUGCUUUCGCAAUUAUCGGCGAUUCAGAGAGUUGCUUGGCGCUAAGAUAUGAGGAAUUGGCUCUACGUGAACUGCAUUCUGUUGGAUAUCAGCAGCUACAUGUUUCAUAUGCAGAAUGGUUCACGUUUGCUGAGCAUGCCAUUGAGAACAGGUUUUAUGCCAUUGCUAGAAAGGCGUGUGAGAAAGCACUUGAAUGUCUUCCAAUAAGUGAUAUGCUGAAAACAAAAGACUCAGAGGGACUAUAUGAAGACAUGGAAGUGAUUGAAAAAGUCAAGAGACUGAAGGAUAUUGCUACAGUCAGAGCUUCUUCACAAUCUGUUCAGGCACAGGCAGUCAAUUACUUGAAAAGGAAAGUAGCCAAACAUGACAAGGUUUCCACGCUUGUUGUCAAAGAAAAGCGGCUUUCAGCCAGCAUUUUGUUCAGGAAUGGAAUUAAGAAGCAUAACACACGAAAACUGCAAGAAUUGCAAAGGCUAUAGGCUAUAGCCGAUAAUUAUCAGACCACAUGGCACCUAAGGUUCAUAUGCUUGUC